Molecule: messenger RNA, 525 nt
Organism: Symbiodinium natans
Lineage: Eukaryota; Dinophyceae; Suessiales; Symbiodiniaceae
Source: the annotation of a GenBank genome assembly
AUGGGUUGCGGUGCCUCUGCCCAGAAGACCGAUGCCGCGGCCACCACAGCUGCUGAGGAGAAGAAGGGUGAGGCCCCCAGCGUGGUUGUGACGCCGGCGCAGGAGAGCAAGGCCACCGGGGAGGCCAAGGCCACCGAGGAACCCAAGAGUGAAGGCAACGCCGAGAACGAGGGGAAGAAGGAAGAGGACACAAAGACCGUGGAAGGAGCCACCGAGGCCACACCCACCACGGAAGCCCCAGCCGAAUCCCCGGCAGCUCCGGAAGAGGCCAAGCCCGCCGAAGCUGUCGAAGAGGCAAAGACGGUCCCAGAGGAGACGCCUGCAGCCACGGGCGAAACCCCGGUUGAGGUGGCCGCCGAAGCCCCGGCUGCCGAGACUCCGGCGGCCGAGGCGCCAGCAGAGGCGCCAGCAGAGGCGCCAGCAGCCGAGGCGCCAGCAGCGGAGGCAGCCCCAGAGGCACCAGCAGCCGAGGCGCCCGCAGGUGAGGAGGCCCCUCCUGCUGAGCCUGCUGCAGAGGCUGCCUGA